This is a messenger RNA of Vicia villosa (hairy vetch), 1212 nucleotides long. RefSeq lists its product as uncharacterized. The record is from RefSeq and is a predicted model, not a curated record. The coding region runs from base 1 to 1212 and encodes 403 amino acids. Lineage: Eukaryota; Viridiplantae; Streptophyta; Magnoliopsida; Fabales; Fabaceae. The transcript has a single exon.
AUGGAGGAAGGAAAUUUGGAAGAGAAUGAAGGGGAGGAGAUUCUUGAGGACACGAAUGGUGAUAUCACCAUAGAGGAAGAAAGGAUUGGAGGCUAUGAAUGUCCCAAAUUUAUUUUCUCGGCUGCGGAGAAGGAGAGGAUGCAAAGACCUUGGAGAAGAGGUGUUAUUGUGAAACUAUUAGGGAGAAGGAUAGGAUAUAAGACGCUUGAAAAUAGACUCAAUCAGAUGUGGGUGCGGCGUGGCGUUAUCAACAUUAUUGAACUGAGCAAUGAUUAUUAUCUUGUAGCUUUUUCUCAUGAAGAUGAUAAAAAGGCGGCGAUGGCAAAUGGACCUUGGUUCAUCUACGAUCAUUACUUGACAGUGAAAGAUUGGAAACCCAACUUCCAACCUGAAAGUGACACGAUUGAUGAGGUAGCUGUUUGGGUGCGUAUCACAGGUCUCCCUAUUGAAUAUUAUCGUCCCAAGGCUCUAACGAGUUUUGGCAAUCGAAUUGGGCGCACGAUAAAGAUUGAUAAAACCACUACGAAGCAGGAGAGAGGGAAAUAUGCUCGUAUUUGUGUCGCAGUUAACUUGUCUCAACCUCUCUUGGGAAUGUUCAGCAUAGGAGGUAGUAGUUAUAAUAUAGAAUAUGAGGGGAUGCAUUUGUUAUGCCUAGUCCGUGGUCGCUACGGCCAUUACAAAGAAGGAUGCAUGAAUCAAUCGAAUGAGAAGGAGAAGAUGGCAGCUGGGAGUGGUACUGAGGGGAGAAUGGUGAAUAACAAUGUGUGUGAAGUAGAAGUUGGACAGGGGCACGUGGAAGAGGCUAAUGGCCCUUGGAAGGUGGUGCAAAAUCAAAAAAGAGGAAAAAGGAUGAUUGAUGGCCAGAGAAACAUUCCUCCGAUGAGAAUUAAUGAUAAAAACGGGAAGGAUGGAUCUAGAUUUCUUGCUUUGGAAAUUAAUGAUCAGGAAUUAAAUGGUGAUGAUGAGAUAGUUAUUGGUGAUAAAGGUGGUGAUACUGAUAUUAUGGGGGAGGAUUUUAUGGCCCAGGGGGAUAAUAAUGGAAUUACCAGUAAUAAUAUGGUAAUCAUUAAUGAGACAGAUGGAGGUCAGGAUAAGGAGAAUAUUGGAAUUAAUAUGGCUACGCAAGUGGGUGAUUUAAAAAAUACCAAUACGAUGAGCUUGCAUGAUGCUAUUGGAGGAACGGAGAAAGAUGGGACACGGGAAAAUGGUUGA